AUGGUCAAAUCACCAAGUAUUCAACCAGUGGUAACACCACAAAACAGUUCCAAGGCAGAUGUAUAUGCUCUCCACAAGGCACAUUCUGUCGAUUCGCUAUUCUACGGGGAAGAUAAGACUCCUUUCAUUGUUCGGUCUAUCUAUUCCUUCCUCAACUUUUUAUUCUCUAUUAGAUUGUUGCUGGUGUGUGUUCUCGUGUUGGUUGUUCUCGUCGUUUUGAUUAUUACCUGGUUCAUUGGCUUUAACACGGGUAAUACAUCAGUGUUGGACAUGAACACGAAAUUAAAGGAAGGUUAUGCGAAGAAUCUUGCAAACUACCUUAAUACUAAAUUCAAGCCAGCCGUUGAUUUGUCAACUAUUUAUAAGAAUCAAUUCAUGACAUUCAAGUGGGAUCUGCAUAUUGUAAAUCACAUGUAUAAUGUUUUCAAGGGUAUGAAUCCAGAUUCUAUAUUUACUUCAGUAGGAGACAAGACAGGUUACUAUGCAUGGGGAGUUCAGAACAUUUACAGUUUUGCUAAUGGACUCUUUGUGUCAAAGGAAGGAGCUGAUUUCUUUGUGGUUACUCCAAGUGGUGAAGUUAAUUUGAUUGUACACGUUCCUGGUGUUGAUAACACUCAAUCACCCUAUUGGAAAUUGAUGAAUGUUUCGAAUCCAAAAGAAAGUUGGACGGAUGUUGGUUACAAUCAGGUCGAUCCAGAUUUUUACAUUUCGUAUGUGACUCCUUUUUGGGUUGAUGGAGAAUUCCACUAUGCUUGGUCUUCUGUUACAUUCGGCAGGUCAUUAUCAAGUUUCAUGCAAAGCACACCAGUUUCAAAGAAUGCAGUGACCAUGUUAAUAGACAGAAACGGAUUAUUGAUUGGUUCUUCAUCUCCUUCUGAUCCUUCAUACAUUAUUAAGAAUGGAAUUCCAGUUCAGACAACUCCACUCGAAGGCAACACAACUUUUGUAAAAGAAGGUUACCAGAAAUUAUUAAGUUUGUAUGAUUUGAAGAAAUUGAAUGGAACUGCUUCUACUAGUAUUCAAUGGAACGGUUAUGAUGUUGACGUUAAUGCCAUUCCAUACAGUUACUCAUCCUCAAUUAAUGGAAUGGAUUGGAUUAUUGUAAUCUUCUCUCCACAAAUUGACGUGUUGGGAGACAUUUGGAUUCAAUUCAGAAAUGGUUUGUUGAUCAGUUUGGGAAUUAUGAUAUUCGGUGCUGCAGUUGUCUUUGUGUUCUCCUUGUUGAUUACCUUUCCAUUAUCAUCCCUUAGUAAGGAUAUUAACAAGAUUGCUAGAUUGGAAAUUUCUUCAAAAAAACAACGUAGAAGUUUCUUGACAGAAGUCAAAGAAAUUCAAUUAGCUGUUGACAAGAUGAAAUUUGGUCUUCGUUCAUUUAACAAAUAUGUUCCUAGCUCUCUUGUAAAAGCUUUAUUAGAAAGUUCAAAGGAAGCAUGUCUUGGAGUGCAAGAAUUGAAUGUGACCUUGCUCUUCUCAGAUAUUGAAAACUUUACAACAAUUUGUGAAAAGAUGGAUCCUAAUACUCUUGUUCAAUGUCUUUCUGAAUAUCUAGAAAGAGCAACCCAUCACAUUAUUGAAUCUGGAGGUACAGUCGAUAAAUUUAUUGGUGAUGCUAUCAUGGCAUUCUGGAAUGCUCCAUUCGCAAUUGAAGAUCAUGCUUACAAAGCAUGUAAUUCAGCACUCAGAAUUCAAAAAGAAUUGAAAGAUCUAUAUAGAGUAUGGGAAAAGAAGGGUCUUCCAGAAUUCAAGACAAGAAUUGGAGUUCACACAGGAUCUGCCUUUAUUGGAAAUGUUGGUACUCCUGAAAGAAUGAAUUAUACAGCAUUGGGUGAUAAUGUCAACUCUGCUUCUCGUAUUGAAGGAAUUAAUAAGAAUUAUGGAACUUAUCUUGCCAUCAGUCAAGCUACUUAUGUUCAAGUUUCGAAUAGAUUAUUCUGUGUUCCAUUAGAUUCAGUUACUGUUAAGGGUAAGACCAAGCCAUUAGUAAUUUAUGAGCUCCUUUGUGAAACUGAGAACGCUCCAGAGGCAGAAAUCAAUGUUUGUGAUUUGUAUGCUGAUGCAGUUGAGUGUUAUAGUGAUCAACAAUACAAGAAAUGUAUGGAAAUUGUCGAAAAGAUUGAAACCAUAGAUAGAAGAGCUCAUAGAAUUGUACCAAUCAAGGAAAAGUGUAUGGAAAUGUUGGACCUGUAA
Naegleria gruberi is the source of this 2187-nucleotide messenger RNA. RefSeq lists its product as uncharacterized. The transcript has 3 exons. Gene Ontology annotation, biological process: intracellular signal transduction; cAMP biosynthetic process. NCBI's taxonomy places the organism in Eukaryota, Heterolobosea, Eutetramitea, Acrasida, Naegleriidae. The record is from RefSeq and is a predicted model, not a curated record. The coding region runs from base 1 to 2187 and encodes 728 amino acids.